UAGCUGUUCUGAUUUUCAAAUAGCAUAGUCGUGUUUGAUGGUGACUGGUCAGUAGACAACAUGAUGAAGGCCAACAUGGAAUCUAUUUUACGUGGUUGGAUUGCUCUUGUUGCAAUGAUGGCUGUAGGCAAUACUGUGCAGUGUUUUGUAGAUGAAAGAUUUCUGGCUAAUAAAUUAUACACUGGUGCCGCAGAGUCUGUAAAUCCAUUAAUGGCCAGGUUAUUUGGUGUAUGGACAUUGCUUGCUGCCAUUGUUAGAUUCUAUGGUGCAUUGCAUAUCACAAUCCAACCAAUAUACAACUUGACAUUGAUAUCUUUUAUAUUGGCACUGGUUCAUUUUGUAUUGGAAUCAUUUGUAUAUAAAUCAGCACCUAUGAGUAUAGGUGUUAUAGCACCACUACUUGUCUCAGGCUUGUCAGUAAUUCUCAUGGUCAUUGGCUAUAGUUACAUUGAAUUUGAUGUGCCAAGGAGACAAAUACACAAGACAUCAAAGAAAAAGUUGAUGUGAGAAGGAAAGUACUCAAGCAUGCAUGCAAGAAAAAUAACUAGCUGCAUCAGUAUCAAUGUCCAAUAGGAUCUUCAUUACAUGUGUCCAUAGAUGGUUAUGAACUUAAAAUCUAUUUGCUGUUACAUGUGUUUAACACAUGUUAUCAAUAUGGAAUUUCAUAUUUUUUACAAUCCCACCUGUUUGAUUAUUGUGUGACAAUUAUGUAAAUGUAAACUAUAUCUAAUUAGAAUAUAACUACCGGUACAUGUAUAUGGAUGUAUUUUAAACAAGUCAUUGAAAAUGACAUAAUCCCUGUUGGUACUAUAUAUAGGAAGGUAGUCGAUUAUUCCAGGUGAGAGUGCUUGAUACUAAACGAUGGGUUUGUAGAGCAGAUUUACAUACGUGGACAUAGAAAUUAAUGUACCUUAUGAAACAGUACUGUAGAGUGCACUUUACUCAUGUAGUCGUAUCUUAAUUUCUCUGUCCACAUAUAUAUAUAUGGAUGGG
Messenger RNA from Saccoglossus kowalevskii, 993 nucleotides. Its product is annotated as ergosterol biosynthetic protein 28 homolog. The record is from RefSeq and is a predicted model, not a curated record. Gene Ontology annotation, molecular function: protein-macromolecule adaptor activity. Gene Ontology annotation, cellular component: endoplasmic reticulum; membrane. Lineage: Eukaryota; Metazoa; Hemichordata; Enteropneusta; Harrimaniidae.